AUGGAAGGCGGUGAUAUUUUUAUACAAGAUUUUAUAAACGAUCUUCAGGAAUUUCCUGAGAGCCAAAUUCAAAAAUGUUUUCGUGGUUCUGGUAUUCUGAUUACUGGUGGAACGGGUUUUGUCGGAAAAGUCUUAAUUGAAAAACUUUUAAGGUCAUGCCGUGAUUUAAAUACAAUUUAUUUGGUUGUGAGGCAAUUGAAUGGUAAAAAUCCUAAUGAAAGGGUCAAAGAAAUGUUUUCCAGUCCGUUUUUCGACCGCAUGAAAAUGGAAAAUCCAACGUACCGUAGCCAAGUACAAGUGGUGAGGGGCGACUGUUUUCAGCCGAACAUUGGCAUAGACGAAGUUGAUUUGAGAAGGAUUGAGUCCAAAAUAAAUGCUAUCAUACACCUAGCGACGGCAAAUACGUCCGAUAAUCACCCCUACUGCAUGUUGCACAUGGCUAUCUGCACCAACGUCCGAGCCACCAGAGACUUGAUUCUCCUAACGAAGCGUUUUCAAAAUCUCAAGGCAUUUGUUUACAUGUCGUCCCUGUUCACCAACCCUUCGAUUUUGGACGUAUAUGAACAAUUUUACAAUUUUCCGAUACCUGCGUCCACCGUCAUCCAUAUGGUUGAAGCCUUUCCCGAUUACAUCCUGAACCGAGUAACUUCGGGGCUUGUAUCCGAAUGGCCAGAUGUGGUUACGUUUACCAAAGCGUUAUCAGAGCAGAUAAUUCAAUCAGCCGGACCAGAACUACCCGCGUGUAUCAUUCGACCAGGAUUUGUCUUGGGCACGGCUAAUGAACCGAUAGCUGGUUGGAUGAACGAUUUGAACAAUUUGACCGGUUGUGCGCUAGGUUCUGGUCUCGGCCUGGUACGGGUUUUUCACGGACCUAGUAGCGUUAACGCUGAAAUCGUACCCGUUGACAUGCUGGUUAAUCUUCUUCUGGUGGCAUGCUGGGAGUUAAUUGGUAAUAGGACGGACGUCGUCAACGAGGAAGUACCCAAAGACACAGUUAACACUUUGAUUUAUAAUUAUGCUUCGUCUAAUUUUAAACCAUGCUCUUGGAAUCAGUUGGGAGAAAAGUUUUUUAAAAACGAAAAAAACGUUUCAUCGCCAAACUUUUUUUGGAUGCCGUUUUAUUAUGUUACUAAUAGCAUAUUUAUUUAUUGGUUAAUGACGUUUUAUUUACACACUGUUCCGGCCAAAGUUGUGGAUUUGUUCAUCUGGCUUAUAGGAAAAGAACCCAGACUGAAUGAGUUUUAUAAACGAGUGCAUACAGCAGCUAGAAAUUUGAGUUCGUAUCAACAAAUGCACGUAAGAUACCAUAAUCACAACGUCAAAAACUUAAUGAACAAAUUAUCAUCGAGAGACAAAAUGUUGUUUGACUUCGAUAUGAGCACACUGUCGUGGGAUGACUAUUUUCAUAAGUAUUUGAAGGGCCUUCGGGUAUAUUUAAUGGGAAAUCCCUUGCAUAUGCCGGGAACAAAUAAUAAUACACUGAACAGGUUGAUUACAAUUCAUUACAAUUUUAUAAUUUCUAUAAGUGUACUUAUUGUGAUGUAUACAAUAUAUUUUUAUUAUUAAAUAAAUGUAUAUAUAUUUUACGUAUGAUAUGUAUGGAUGAAAUAUUUCUAAAAUAAUCAAAAAAUUAAUUAUAACAUAAACGCAUUUUAACCGUCUCUCUAUUGUACGCGUACCUAUCUAAAUUAU
Molecule: messenger RNA, 1692 nt
Organism: Rhopalosiphum maidis (corn leaf aphid)
Lineage: Eukaryota; Metazoa; Arthropoda; Insecta; Hemiptera; Aphididae
Product: fatty acyl-CoA reductase wat-like
Exons: 10
Coding region: 1-1566 (521 amino acids)
Biological process (GO): long-chain fatty-acyl-CoA metabolic process
Cellular component (GO): peroxisome
Molecular function (GO): alcohol-forming very long-chain fatty acyl-CoA reductase (NADP+) activity
Source: RefSeq, a predicted model, not a curated record